AUGUGGUGCCACUCGUGCAGGGAGGAGUACGAGGAUGUGGACGCGGGGACGUGCAAGGAGUGCUACGAGGAGGCGAGCGAGACGGAGGAGGAGCUGAAGAGGGAGAUCGAGGAUCUCAAGGCGAAGGUCUCCUUCCUGCGCCUCUGCUCCCCGAUCGACCCCCACCUCCCCGCCUCCCCAUCCGCCGCCACCGCCGAUAUUUCCCUUCACACCUGGUCCAGUGGCAGUGACUGCGUCGUCUACGCUCCGAUCCCCGCUCAUAAGGCAGUCCUGGUAAAUUCUCUCCUCCACCUCAACUUAUAAGAUCGAAGGAUGGAUUCCAGUGGAAUUCCGCUGAAAACUGAGGAAACUGUUGCUUCAAUCACGGAAUAGCGAUCCAAGUUUAGACAAAUAGCUAAAAAAUUCCGAUGAUUUGUUUCUAAAUUUGUUAACCAAAGUUUGGACUUUCUUCCGACGGAUUCGAUGCUCCUCUACUUUCUUCCUGGAGAAAUGCGUUGGCAGAACUCGCCAAGAAAAAACCAUAAUCUCUGUGUGACAAUUUUUCAGAGCUUUGUGAAUUCCAAUAGUAUCUAUGGCGCCUUCAAUGCUUGAUUGGGCUUAUGAGAUUUAAUUCAGCACCUAGUUUGAUAAAUAUUUCAUAAGUCCCUACAUAGGUCCGAGCAUUAUUUAGUUAAAAUCAAUCACCUGGACCAAAUCGAAGAACAAUUUCUCGUGCUCAAAUGUUGGUAGAUGGUCCGAUGUUCUUCUCUCUUGUCCUUCUUUAUCUUCACCCCGUUUACUGGAUUAUUUGAUUGCCUAGAAGGAGCCAUCGACUGGGAGAUCAGGGAAGAAUCCCUUCACUCAUAAUCAAUGGUGCCCAAGCUUCUUCGCUUGGAUCAGCUGGGUCACUGAUGAUAUAGGGCUUCUUUGAGAGGAAAGAUAGAAGAGAAGAUGCGAUCUCGUUGAUAAUCUAUCGCUUACAGUGGUGGAAUAUAAUUGCCUUCUUAAGAUAUUUUAAGAAUCACUACUGAAGAGUACGAGAAGCUAUUAAUCUCUAACAGGGCUAAUAUCUUCAAGGAAGGAUUUGUUUCUGUUUGAUCUAUUUUUCUAGAAUGCAUACUCUGCUACCUGUAAAUCUUGUUUUAUUUAUUGAAUUUCCUGUUUCCCUUGAACCAGAGUACAAAUAAAUCCUGAAGAAAGAGCAUAUGCGGUCAGCAUUCACAGAUAAUUAUAAAUGUAGAGUGCAUUUAGAGCAUUUAGAGCGUUCACAGAUAACUGGAUAAAACCUCUUAGAGCACUUAAAUUUAUUUAUGUAGAAUGCAUGUAUGUUGAUUGGAAAUAUUUUUUUCUCUUGAAUUUCUUCUUUAACUUGAUUCUUCAUAAAAAAAUUCCUGAAACAGAAACAAUAUUGUCAACGUGUGUGUGUAUGUUGAUUGGAUAAAGCCUUUCAAAAAAAAUUAAAUGUGUUUUCUUGACUUGCAUGCAGUGUUGAUGGAUUUCUUUCUAAAAAAUCUUCCUCCAGCGAAUCAUAUCACAAAAGAAAUCCUGAAACACGAAACUAUCUUGAUAAAUUCUUUAGGAGAAGCCGAAUGGUAUGAUCCUGGAAAUUUCCAACGUCAAGGCACUCUAAUCAUCGUGUAUAUAUAUAUCUAGUAAAACCCAUCGAAUCAUUUAAAUAUUUUUUAUUGAAACCAUAUAACGUUGAUGGAAAUAUCAUUUCUUCCUCAAGAGAAAAGGAAUCCCUCAAACAAAAAACAAUCUUCGUAUGUUUGUGUGAACCCGAUUCACGAUUUCUGCAUCUACGAUUCAAAAUCUUGCUUGUUUGCUCCGUCCUUGAUCUUCAGUCAUCCAGAUUACUGCCUAAACCAACCUGGGGCAUCUCCAGAUGAGCCGUUCGCCUGUCUUCAAGGCCAUGCUGGAGAGCGAGAUGGAGGAGAGCCAGAGCGGCACCAUCAAGAUCGCCGAUGUCUCCUACACCGUCCUCCAGACCUUCAUCCACUACCUUUACACGGCGGAGGCACUGCUGGAUGAGCAGAUGGCCUGUGACCUAUUGGUGCUGGCCGAGAGGUACCAAGUGAAGCACCUCAAGGUCUUCUGUGAGAAGUUCAUGAUUUCCAAGGUCAAUGGUGAGACAGCAGUGAUGAGCUUUGCCUUUGCACACCGGCACAAUGCUGGGAUGCUGCUGGAGACCGCCCUGGCACUGAUAUUGGACAACAUGAGCAUGCUUACUGCGAGGGAGGAGUACAGGGAGCUUGUGGAGAAGGACCCAAGGCUCGUUGUGGAGAUCUAUGAGGCUUAUCUUACCAGGCAGGUCAACACUGCUCCAAGGGAGUGA
Messenger RNA from Spirodela intermedia, 2314 nucleotides. NCBI's taxonomy places the organism in Eukaryota, Viridiplantae, Streptophyta, Magnoliopsida, Alismatales, Araceae. The record is from the annotation of a GenBank genome assembly.